GUUUUUGUGUAAAUAAGAACUCACCAAGAUAUUUUCCUUAAUCACCAAGACAAGACUCAAAAAGUAAUAAAAUCCUAACUGUGUAAACCCCAAACUUCAUAAACCGCUUUUUUUUUCUUCUUCUUCUUUUUUAUGCAUAACCUUUACUAACCCCGUUCAAUCACCACCACCACAACCACCACCACCACCACCACCAUCUUCUUCCUCAUUCCAUGGACGUUGUAGAUUGGGAAUCUAUCCUCGAUGAUUUACCAGAGCUUGAAGUCGCCGAUUUUUUUCAAGAUGGAAUUAUUCCUCCUGAUUCCUUCGCAGACCAUCCCUCGCCAAAUUCAUCUAUGUCGCAGCUUGAGAACUUGCUCAUGACAGAUUUCGACAACGGAGAAGGAAUCGCGUCGCCGGAAUCCGACUAUGAUAAGCUUCUCGAGGAGAUUCUCGUUCAGCCGCUUCCUCAAUCGGAGGAAAGUUUGACUCCUUCUGAUAAAGACAGAGUUGAUCCGUUAACUCCCGAAGAGGUUCCUCAUGAACCCGUCUCAAAGAAGCAAAUACGGCAGAUGAGGAACAGGGAUGCUGCUGUGAAAUCAAGAGAGAGGAAGAAGAUGUAUGUGAAAAACCUUGAGAGCAAGAGUAGGUUUUUUGAAGGGGAAUGCAGAAGACUGGAGCAUUUGCUCCAGUGCUGUUAUGCUGAGAACCAUGCUUUGCGGCUAUGUUUGCAAUCGCGUGGUGCAUUUGGUGCUUCCAUGACCAUGCAGGAGUCUGCUGUGCUCUUGUUGGAAUCCCUGCUGCUGGGUUCCCUGCUAUGGUUCAUGGGCAUCAUGUGCCAACUCAGUCUACCCCUUUUACUGUGGCUAACAGUGUUACCUCCAAGAGAAAACGUGAAACACAAAGGUCUAAGAAGCGUGGCUCUAAAAAGGCCAAAUAGUAAUAUAAAGUAUUUCCUGACUCAGUCUUUUGUAAAGAGUAGAAGAUGCCAAGCUUCAAGAACGAAGAUGAAAGAUGAUAAAGAUGAUUUUAUCGUGUUCUAAAAAACUUUUGAAUCGGGGCUUUACAGAUGUUAUAUUCAUUCCUUAUUUCUUUGCACUUUCUUUAUCUCUUUUUGUCUUAUUGAACUUUUAGACUUAAAAAUAUGUAAAUCAAACAUGUUGGGAUGCUUUUGAUAUGGAAUUAUCAGCUGCUGUAUUAUGUUCUUUGAACUUACCACAGGACCAUAUAUGUUUGUUCUACCUAUUUGAAACAUGGAAGCUGUUUUUUAUGUAGCA
Lathyrus oleraceus (garden pea) is the source of this 1256-nucleotide messenger RNA. Its product is annotated as bZIP transcription factor 50. The coding region runs from base 213 to 1022 and encodes 269 amino acids. The record is from RefSeq and is a predicted model, not a curated record. Lineage: Eukaryota; Viridiplantae; Streptophyta; Magnoliopsida; Fabales; Fabaceae. Gene Ontology annotation, molecular function: DNA-binding transcription factor activity. The transcript is spliced from 3 exons. Gene Ontology annotation, biological process: regulation of DNA-templated transcription.